AUGACGGCACUUACUGGCCCAGUGAACUACUAUUCGGAUUAUGUCGCAUUCCUUGAUGGCGUACACAUUACACGUGGUCAAGACGGCAAGGAGCCAUCGGCGCUUGGUGCAGCGUUUCGUAAACUGGCUGAAUCUUUUAUUUAUUUGAUAAUUAUAGUCAGAUUUGGCGCACUAUAUCCUCCAGAGAUCAUCGCUGAGAAGGAGUGGGUCCCGUCAACUUGUAAAUUCUAUUUUUCUUUCUAUUCUUAUUUUAAUGUAUCUCUGUUUGCA
Messenger RNA from Cooperia oncophora, 270 nucleotides. Lineage: Eukaryota; Metazoa; Nematoda; Chromadorea; Rhabditida; Trichostrongylidae. The record is from the annotation of a GenBank genome assembly.